Ciona intestinalis (vase tunicate) is the source of this 2076-nucleotide messenger RNA. Its product is annotated as eukaryotic translation initiation factor 3 subunit D-like. The record is from RefSeq and is a predicted model, not a curated record. Gene Ontology annotation, cellular component: eukaryotic translation initiation factor 3 complex; cytoplasm. NCBI's taxonomy places the organism in Eukaryota, Metazoa, Chordata, Ascidiacea, Phlebobranchia, Cionidae. Gene Ontology annotation, molecular function: translation initiation factor activity. Gene Ontology annotation, biological process: translational initiation.
ACGAAAACAAGUAAAUAAGUACUUUUGCAAGUGAAAUAACUAAACUGUUACGAAUGUGCUUUUCAUACCUAUUAACCUAUAAAACGGUUUGCCGUAUGUGAACAUUUUUUACAUUUUGCAGAGAAUAUAGAAUUGCAUAUACUGGUAUUAAAGCAGCUAGAGUUACAUAUGGCUCACUUCAUUCCACCCACUAUUCAAGAUAAUCCUGAGGGAUGGGGUCCAAGGAGCGUCCCUGAGAAGUUUAAAGACAUGCCGUUUCAACCUUUUAGUAAAGGGGAUCGGCUCGGAAAGGUUUCAGAUUGGAGUGGUAACACUUAUCAGGACCGAAGGUACAUGAACAAGUACAACUCUCAAUUUGGUUAUGGAAAUCAAUACUCAUAUUUCCAUGAAGAAGAUGAAAGUACUUUUCGAUUGGUGGAUAAUACCAAAAUUCAGAAGCCGGCGUAUCAACGGAACCGUUUCCGGUUCAACCAACUUCGUCAGCGCCAGAUGCAACAACGACAGCAGAGAGAAGCUGGUGGUAAUGCUAACAAUCAGAAACCGUUCACCAAGCUUGAGAAACGUAAGGAGAGAGAACGCCAAAGGAUGCAGAGAAACAUGCAGAAGCAAUACGGACAAAGCAGGUUUAGAUGGAAGGAAAGACAAAUGCAGAAUCAACAGAAGAGAAGAGAUGCUUCAGUUAAUGUUGGAGAGACUUGGGAGGUGCUUGAAGAGAUGGAUUUCAAUCGUUUAUCGAAGUUGAAACUUCCAGACAUCGAAGAUCCGGUUGAUCUGUAUAAGUGUGGAGAGUUGUUGAGCUAUGAUCGUGCUUAUGACAGGGUGUCGGUGAAAGCUGAGAAACCGCUCAAACGUUUCAACAAAGAAUUUCAUAAGGUUACAACCACUGAUGACCCAAUCAUUAGAAAGUUGGCUAAGAGCAAUGGCAAUGUAUAUGCAACAGAUGCCAUUCUUGCUACUCUUAUGUGCUGCACUAGAUCCCAGUAUUCAUGGGACAUCAUUGCUCAGAGGGUUGGAAAGAAUAAGCUCUUCUUUGAUAAACGGGAUGAUUCCAAUUUUGAUCUUCUCACUGUUAGUGAAACAGCAAACGAGCCGCCUCAGGAUGAAGGAAUGAACUCUCCACAUAAUCUUGCCAUGGAAGCAACUUACAUCAAUCAUAAUUUCUCCCAGCAAGUUUUGAAGCAAGGAGAUAAGCAUCAGUUUGAAAAGAAUAAUCCAUUUGUCCAAGGUGACACUGAAAACAUUGCCUCAGUUGGAUAUCGCUAUCGUAAAUGGAACUUAGGAAACAACAUUGAGCUUGUAUCUCGUACUGAACAUGAUGCUGUGCUUACUGCCUCCAGUGGUGAACUCAGCUACAUUAAUGUUAAGGCACUGAAUGAAUGGGAUUAUAGAUGUUGUAAUGGUGUUGAAUGGAGACGUAAGUUGGAUUCUCAGCGUGGAUCAGUGUUGGCUACCGAGCUUAAGAACAAUAGCUCGAAGUUGGCAAAGUGGACAAUGUGUGCUUUGCUUGCUGGAUCUGAAUACUUGAAGAUGGGAUAUGUCUCUCGUUACAACAUUCAAGACUCAUCUAAGCAUGUUGUGAUCGGAACCCAGCAGUUUAUUCCCAAGGAAUUUGCUUCCCAGAUUAACUUAUCGGUGGCAAACGCAUGGGGUAUCUUACGUUGCAUCAUUGACUUGUGUAUGAAGCAGAAAGAAGGAAAAUAUCUUAUUUUAAAGGAUCCCAACAAGCCUGUCAUCCGUCUCUAUUCUCUUCCUGAAGGAACCUUUAGUUCUGAUGAAGAAGAGGAAGAUGAUGAUAGUGGGGAGGAGGAGUCCAGUGAUGAAGAGGAGAAAUAAUUUAACUGUUUACUGGUGUUUUGGGAUAAAGGGAUCAUCAAAGUACUUUGACAAGCGCUACUUACAAAUUUUGCCAAAGGAAAAAAGGCCAAGUUAUGUCUGCAGUUUUUGUUUGUUGUUGUGUAUAAAUAGGAAAGGACACAUACAUGCUAUUUAGUCUUCUGAUGUUAAAUUGUGUGCAAAGCUGCGAAAUGGUGUAUUGAUCGCAAAAGUUCUAAGUAAAUAAAUGCUAACAUUAAGAGA